UAACCAAGGAUAAAUUUAUUAUAUAACAAACUUUCUUGACAAUCGGUGCAUGAACUGUGUCGUUACCAGAUGAACCAAAUAAAACAUAUGUAAAUUAAUGCUAAUGAAGGUUGCAUAUCUUCCUAGAUGGCAAGGACAUUUUUGUGUCAAAAUAAGCAGCUGACUUGAUGGACAUUCACGAAACUGAAUAUCGGAUGUUCUGGGGAUAAACGGAUACGUUAUAGAAAUCAAAGAUGCACGUGGAAACCAUUUGAGCAUGGAUUCUACAAAACUGAAACAAUUUCUGCUUCUUAGAGAACUUGAACAACAAGAAAUUGCAAUAAACCAUGAAAAGUUGCGAACUCUUGAUUCGGAGCGGGCGCCAAAAAUCAUUUUUGAAUCCGGUGGACCCCAGUCAGAGAAAGUGUUAGUCCGCCGUGGUUCGUCAACAGCUUCAUCAGAUUCCGGAUUUCCGAUUUCUCCAAGUCCGCCUCCGUCCGCCAACUCAAGGGUAUCGAAAUCUGACGAACCUGUCUUUCCUCAGUCCUCAUGUGUAAAUGUUGCCGAAGAACGAUCGGACGACGAAUUUGAUGUUCCACCUCUGCCGCCAUCGCUUCCCCCGGAAGUCAUACCGCGAUCAUUUUCACCGGAUGUCCUACAUACGUUGCAUUCGAUUGACAAUAACAGUUCUUCCCCUUUGAACCAGCUGGGAAUAGACACAGCAAACAAUGACACCAGUGAACCCUACAGUCUGCUAACUGAUUCCAGCAACACCUCGACAUGUGAUAGCUCCGACGAAUCAGAUUCGUGUGGUCAUUACGUAGUGACAGAUGAAACGUCACACCAAAUGGGUGAGCACUUGCUUCCGUUUGAGAUUUCAAAACUGGAAGGAAGUGUGAAAUCCAUGAGAAGUAAAAUAAGACCGGGAACAGUGCAAAAUAUAACGACAAUGUUCACAAACAAAGCAAAGCGGAUUAAAAAGGAAAAUAAACGGAAAAAACCAAAACUGUUCGUACAGAACACGAGAAAUGAAAUACAUUACAGUGACAAUACUCUUGAAAAUGAUGUAGAAGUGCUCGAUAAACAGGAUGACUAUCAAAAUGAAGAUGUCGAUCGUGCUAGUGCUUCUGACUCGUCAAAUAGCGAAAGCGACCAUGAGUUUAAGACAGAUGACCCGAUACAGAAGAAUAACAACUCGCAUUCAGAGUCUUCACAAUCAGACACAGAACCUGUCUCAUGUUUCGCAUUUUCUGCUCAGAGUUUAGAGCCCAAUAAAAAGUCAACCAAGAAAUCAAAACUCCCGGUAGAAGACACUAGUGUGGAUAUAAAGAGUUCUGAGAGAGUUCAGAUGACUCCUGAGAGAGUUCAGACGAAUUCUGAGAGAGUUCAGACGAGUUCUGAGGAAAAUCAUUCAAAUUCUGAGAGAGUUCAGACGAGUUCUGAAAGAGUUCAGACGAGUUCUGGGAGAGUUCAGACGAAUUCUGAGAGCCCUGGUAGAUGUACUGAUUCUAAGAGCCAUACUGACAAAAGAAACGAAAAUAAACAAACAAGCUCUGAAGUCAUUCUGUCAUUCGUAUCGGAUAGCGAAGGAAAUGUAGGUGUGCAUCAAAGCGUUUGUGGGAGUGAAAAAGUUAAUGUAGAAACAUUAAAAGAUCAGGUUGAAACUCGAGCUUUAACGGCGCCGUCAAGCACAGAAUAUGUCCUUGAUAUGAACGUGUCUGCCAACAAUUACAUUUGUGAAACUGAUGAUUUUGUUCAGAAAUCUGCUCAGUGUAAUAUGAUUCAGAAAAGCGAAAAUGAAGCAAAUACACAAAAUGUUGGUAUCGAAAUUCCAGACCCUCAUACCUGCAUUGACAGCGCUCCAGACACCGACGUAACAGUGAGUGAAAUGUUGAGUGUGAAAAGCGAAACAAGUACUAAAUUGUUCCAUCAUUCAAAUAACAGUCAUUUGAAUGACCUUGAAAAUGAAUCUUAUAAAGUGAAUGAUAAUGAACCGAAUACAAAUUCGGAGAAUUCAAAAGGUGUGACUCAUGGGCAUGUAGAAUUGCAUGAAACUCGCAAAGACGGGACCAAGGAAGCGUUUCCAAGUGUUACAGCGGGUAGUGUAGAAGACGGCAUUCUGGAAUUACAACGAGCCGUGGAAAGGAACAACGCACUGCUUAAUCAAACCCUGGAGAAAAACUGGAAAUUACUUGAGUCGUUCCCAGAUUACGAACAUCAUAAUGGUAACGGGGACGAAGAUGUGAAGUCAACUGACGAAGAAUGUCUCAUUCUCACUGUGAUCUCUUGCCAGGAUGAUGUCAGUGAAAAACAGAGUGAAACCGCAGAAACGCGGGGUGUAUAUAGAAGUGUGAUCAACUUAGAAGGGGAAAAUUAUAGUCAACAACCAGAGGGGACAAUAAGUCAGGGCAAGGAAGAAAACGUGACUAGAAGUCAUGAAGAAAUUGACAAUUCUGUACAACUGGAGAUAAACAGCAAUCCUGCAACCUGUGGCGAUGCUACCGAUUUAUCGAUAGCUGAUGAUAGUCAAUGUGUACUAUCGGAUCAUGAUCGGUCCGAGUCCACGGAUAAAGAUAUGAAAAGUAAUACAAGUCUGAACGAUUUCAGUGCAUCAGGGGAUUUAAGUUUCAGUAGUAACAGCACAAAUACUGACAGACCCCAAUCACCAGAUGUUCAAGUAUUACCGCAUCACACUGACCAGGAGCGUGGUAAAUAUACUGAAAGUGCAAAAACAAUCCCCCAAACUGCAGAUCCUGAGAAAAGUUUCAUUGACAGCUCAGACUCCAAGACUAAAAUAGUAAAAGAAACAUUGCCUCACAGAAGCUGUGUUCAGAUCAUUCAUCAUGAGGUUCACCCAGGUGGUGAAACUGACAAAGCAAAGGUGAUACAACAAGAAUGUAAAACUGCAGAAAACAAACUUUAUAAAAGUAAAACACUGUCAUUUGUCAACUGUAAUCCCUCGGAAAAAGAAUGCAGCGAGGCAUAUCUGGCUCGGGGCUCUGAACACGUGACUGAAGUGACAGCUAACGUAUCUUCAUACACUACACCUUGCGACCAUGUAUCAAACAGCAAUACACAUCCGCGCGGAGAACAGCAAAAUUUAGGUGUUCCGGAAUUUUAUACUCUGCCUGGUACUUUUGAAACCGACAAAAUUGUGUCUCUAAAGGAAUUGUCCGGCAUCGCUCGGUCGAUGCCGGACAGGUACUCCGGGUACACUUCUUCCGGGUCCGAAAGUUCCAGCUAUACCGGAGGCAGGAAAGUUCGGACCAAGACAACCACAUUGCGGUCAGGAAAAGGGGAUGACAGAUCAGAGCAAAACCUGGACGUGGAAUCCAAUGUUCAUCUGAAACAUCUAGCCGAAACAAUUUCUAAGUUGAACGGAGAAAAUAGCGAUGAGCUUUUACCGGAAAUUAACCAGACGGUGACCAAAUUACCGGGGGGGAAUUUAGUGAUUACAACAUUAACUCACAAAAUUGUGGAAGAGGAAGAUGAUGAAAAGGAGGUCAGCCGUCCGCCGCAAAUCGGGGAGGAUGAUAGGCGGUGUAUUGUGCAAGACCACAAAGGGAACUAUUACAUGGUGGAAGAUAUAACUGACGAAUCUCAGGAGAGCGCAUACUACAGUACCUCCUCCGAUUCCCACAAUACAUCUGAUGGCUAUGGACACAGUGGUCAAAAUUUCCAAGGCAUCUAUAACCUACAGGCUGUUGGAAAGUCAGGAAUCGACUACAACACGGCAGAGGAAGUACUGCUGGGUUUGUACAACCCUGCCGGAUCUAUACAAAUCCAGGAAAUAGACGAACGCACCGGGGAAGGCCAUUAUCUCCGAGAGCACUAUCAUUCUGGCGGGCAGUAUGGUACAAUGUCGUCUGAUAGUUCCCAUAACAGACAAAUGACCAGUUAUGAUGAAACCGACAAGGUACACCGCCCUAUACCCCAGACCAUGGGGUCGUCAUCGGUCAAAACAGUGAAGCAUUCCUAUGAAAUGGAAAGAGAGGAAGGGGAAAGAGAGGGUUACCGGAAGUUAGAGGCCAUGCAGUCGUCACAGUCCCAUGCAGACAACAUGGGUAUGAGCGCCUCUAAUUCCUCGUACAUGAUGGAGGCCAGUGCCAUGUAUCCACCAGUGGUGCUACCACCCGUGGUUCCGCCACCACCUGUCGUACCAGUCUACCACAUGGCCGUUGUUGACGUCACACCGUCUCCUCCCCAGACAGUUGCGAUUAAAGAAGAAAAAGAAGAGAAAAUAGAAAUAAAAGCAAAGGAUGUUGAGCGUCCAAUCUACAAAUCUGUUGCUCUUGUUAAAGGACCGUAUGAGGCGCCAAAAUGGCAGAAACAACGCAAAGAAUUCAUACCAGCACAAAUCGAAGAUAAGAAAUGCGUGGUUUUAAAUAGCAGGGCGACUGAGGAUAGACGUGAAGAAACAGUGGAGGAGGUGACAACUAAGGAAUAUUACACCAUGAAAAUGUCAUCAGGGGGUGUUACUGAGGAUGGCUUUGAUAACAGAUCGUCUAUGGAGACACAUGCUCCACACACAUUCAAAACCGAAAAAGUGUUCCAGAUAAACGGUACAACACCAUCGCCUGUAAACGACAGACAUUUUACGAGUAAAUUCAAUGUAAUUAACGAAAGUCGCCCUACACACAUCCCCACCGAAUCGAGCCAGACAUUCGCCACAAAGUACCAAGUGAGAAACGAUUUUGAGCGUCACCACGAUGGUUACCAAUCUCACGCUGAUGGCUACCAAAGUCGAGCUGAUGGGUACCAAUCUCACGCUGAUGGCUACCAAAGUCGAGCUGGUGGCUACCAAUCUCACCCUGAUGGCUACCAAAGUCGAGCUGGUGGGUACCAAUCUCACCCUGAUGGGUACCCAAGGCGCACUGAUGGCUACCAAAGUCGAGCGGGUGGGUACCAAUCUCACGCAGAUGGCUACCAAUCUCACGCUGAUGGCUACCAAAGUCGAGCUGGUGAGUACCAAUCUCACGCUGAUGGCUACCAAAGUCGAACUGAUGGCUACCAAACUCACUCUGAUGGCGACAAAGACAUGCGUAUCAUCCGAGGGAACAUCCUGAUUAAGAAUACUCUUGACCAAAAUCUCGAUGAGUAUAGUGACAAUAUUAACUUAUUUGACCACGCCUUUAACAUGACCAAGGAGAAUCCUCUUUACCACAGUGAUGAGGACAUUUACAAGCGCUAUGAAAGGGAAAGAGAGCAGGAACGCGCGCACAACCAACGCAUCCAAAACAGCCUUAACAACGACAUCACUUUUGAAACUGUAGACCGUUUUACUAAAUCUAAAGAAGUCAAGAGACAGCCGCGUCCCAAGAAAAAUUUCAGUGAACUACUGUUGUCCAAGCUCGCCACCAUCGACUCCAAAGACAUACGGCAGCACAUCGACGUCAAACACCACCACGAAGACAUCUACGGCGACCUUAACCUAAUUCACGCCGACGGCAGUCGCGCCGGGCAGAGUGGAACCUCCAACUUUGAUUCAGUUGCAGAAAAUGUGGAUCUCAUGUUAAAAAAUGGCAAAGCAUUUAUCACGGUUACAGUGACAGCAGAAAGAAUAACUCCGAUAGAUAUAGAAUUUAAUGUUUGGAGGAAGAAUCAAGCCAUCGUGACCCGGGUCAUCGAAAUCGACCUGUUCGCUAACGAGCAGCGCCGGCGAUUGUACGAGACCGUGAUGGAGAGAGCUCAUACGCAGAGGACCGGGAAUGGUGGAUAUACAUACGUCAACCCGCGGGAAACCGUGCUAUCCAGUGAUGAAACCCUGGACUUGUUCACUGAGAUCAUGGAUACGGCGGACGGGGAGGGAGAUCAAGAAGACAUUACGGUACGGAAAAGCCAAAAGAAAACGAGAAUACCGGGGAAUAACCUAGAUUUUCUGUACUAGCCGCAACCUUAACAACUUAUCAUCUCCAAUUUCGUACUUUCGGUUAGGAGGUCCAUACAACAGUGAUGAAAACAAAACACUGGUGCUAAGCGCACGGACUCCACGGAGAUAAACAAUUUUGGGGUCAGCACAAAAACAUCGACAAUAUAAUUUAUUCAUACAUGGCAUGAUGAAUCCAGAAAAGCUUGUAACUGCCAAGUACCACAUUGUUAAAGUAUGACACAAUACAAAAAUCACAACAUUUUAUUGUAACUAGGGGCAACAUGUAAAUUUGUACAUACAGUGAUAUUUAUUAUAAAAAGUAUCUUAUUGACAUGCUUGUACAGUAUAUUUAUAAUGCAAGUGCUAUUAUUAUUAUUAUUCUUUUAAAAUACCUCUCUGCAAUUUAGGUAAAUGCUUAUGUUUUUAUUCUACACAAUAUCAAAUAAAUAUUAAAUAAAAAAGUACAAAUAAUUAAUUUAUGAGGAAGUGGCAUAUGAUUGAAAAUAUCUGACACUCCAUUACUUACUAAAAAUUUGUACAAUGGUUUGUUUAUGUUUUAUAAUAAAACUCAUUCAUGACAGUG
This is a messenger RNA of Ostrea edulis (European flat oyster), 6431 nucleotides long. RefSeq lists its product as uncharacterized. NCBI's taxonomy places the organism in Eukaryota, Metazoa, Mollusca, Bivalvia, Ostreida, Ostreidae. The record is from RefSeq and is a predicted model, not a curated record. The transcript is spliced from 4 exons. The coding region runs from base 257 to 5866 and encodes 1869 amino acids.